Spea bombifrons (plains spadefoot toad) is the source of this 7000-nucleotide messenger RNA. It is a transcript of the gene PI4KA, whose product is annotated as phosphatidylinositol 4-kinase alpha. The record is from RefSeq and is a predicted model, not a curated record. NCBI's taxonomy places the organism in Eukaryota, Metazoa, Chordata, Amphibia, Anura, Pelobatidae. Gene Ontology annotation, cellular component: cytoplasm; plasma membrane. Gene Ontology annotation, biological process: phosphatidylinositol phosphate biosynthetic process; phosphatidylinositol-mediated signaling. Gene Ontology annotation, molecular function: 1-phosphatidylinositol 4-kinase activity. Bases 21 to 6329 code for a protein of 2102 amino acids. The transcript has 56 exons.
UUGACGGGUCCGGGUGAAACAUGGCGUCCAAGGGGGGCGGCUGUAGCUCCCGGGGUUUCUAUUUUAACACCGUGCUGUCGUUAGCCCGCUCCCUGGCCGUGCAGAGACCAGCGGCGCUGGAGAAGGUGCAGAAACUACUGUGUAUGUGCCCUGUGGAUUUCCAUGGAGUAUUCCAGCUGGAUGAGCGGCGCAGAGAUGCACUCAUUGCUUUGGGUAUAUUUCUGGUGGAGUCAGAUCUUCAGCACAAAGACACUGUGGUUCCCUAUCUCCUGAAGCUGGUAAAGGGACUUCCCAAAGUUCUGUGGAUAGAAGAAAGCAAUGCACGGAAGGGCAAAGGGACGCUUCCAGUGGCAGAGAUCUUCAGCUUCUGUCUUGUGACUUUACUCUCAGAUGUUGCUCACAGGGAUCUGUCAUUCAGGAGUCAGAUCUUAGAGACUGUUCUGGAUGUCAUGCAAUGUUUACUGGGAAUGUGCCAGUCACCACAAUCCCAUGAUAAAGAAUACCUCUGUAAGUACGCAGUGCCAUGUCUAAUUGGCAUUUCCCGGGCAUUCGGACGUUACAGCAACACCGAAGAAUCUCUUUUGUCCAAGCUGUUCCCGAAAGUCUCUCCCAAGUCUUUGAAAGCUCCAGAUGAACUGGAAGGGGUUCGCAGACGUUCCUUCAAUGAUUUCCGAUCCAUCCUACCAAAUUCCCUGCUGAAUGUGUGUCAAGGUGACUCGCUGAAAAGAAAGACCAGCAGUGUGUCCAGUGGAUCCCAGGUUAGCCCGGACCGUAUUGUCCCACCCCCUGGUUCUCCUGCGGGAUCCAACAUCCAGUAUUUUGAAGGCUCCUACCUACCCGAUGGGAGUGCAGUGGAUCCUGACUAUUAUCUCACCACCAUCAGCUCCAGCUUCUCAGUCUCUCCUCUGUUCACUGGCAUUAGCAUCAAGGAGUUGGAUAUCCCGCAGGACGUACUGCGUCAGCUGCUUUGCAUGGUGAAGCAGAUUGUGGCAGAUCCAUUUCUGAAUUCACUGGAUGCCCUGAUCACUGAAGUCAUAGAGGCAAAUCCCAGUGCAGACCUUUACUACAAGACCUUUAGUGAUCCACUUUAUGUGGCAAUGUUCAAAAUGCUCAGAGACACGCUGUAUCACAUGAAAGACCUCCAGACAUCAUUUGUGAAGGAAAUCCAUGACUUUGUGCUCGAACAGUUCAACAGCAGCCAGUCUGAGCUGCAGAAAAUACUGCACGAUGUGGACAGAUUACACAAUGAGCUCAGCCCUUUAAAGCUAAGGUGUCAAGCAAAUGCAGCCUGCGUGGACCUUAUGGUAUGGGCAGUUAAAGAUGAACAAGGUGCAGAGAACUUGUGCAUCAAACUGUCAGAGAAACUGCAGUCCAAGACCUCCAGCAAAGUCAUCAUAGCUCAUAUGCCCCUUCUGAUAUGCUGCUUGCAGGGACUGGGGCGGCUGUGUGAACGAUUUCCGGUGGUGGUACACUCAGUGACACCAUCUCUUCGGGAUUUUCUUGUGAUUCCAUCUCCAGUGCUGGUGAAACUUUAUAAAUACCACAGCCAGUACCAGACAGGUGCCAACGACAUCAAGAUCAGUGUAACCAACGAGCACUCCGAAUCCACCAUGAAUGUCAUAUCUGGCAGGAAGAGUCAGACCUCCAUGUAUGAGCAGCUUCGGGACAUUGCCAUAGAAAACAUCUGCAGAUGUUUAAAAGCUGGCCUGACAAUAGAUCCAGUUAUCGUGGAAGCCUUCCUUGCCAGCUUGUCCAACCGCCUGUACAUAUCACAGGAAAAUGAAAAGGAUGCCCACUUGAUCCCCGACCACACAAUUCGUGCCCUGGGGCACAUUGCUGUGGCUUUGAGGGAUACACCCAAGGUGAUGGAGCCAAUCCUUCAGAUUCUGCAGCAGAAGUUCUGCCAGCCCCCAUCUCAGCUGGAUGUCCUCAUUAUAGACCAGCUUGGAUGCAUGGUCAUCACUGGCAAUCAAUACAUCUACCAGGAGGUGUGGAACCUGUUUCAGCAGAUCAGCGUGAAGGCCAGCUCUGUGGUAUACUCUGCUACCAAGGAUUAUAAGGAUCAUGGAUACAGGCACUGUUCCCUGGCCGUCAUAAACGCCCUGGCCAACAUUGCUGCCAACAUCCAGGGAGAACAGCUGGUGGACGAGCUGCUGAUGAACUUGCUGGAGCUGUUUGUGCAGCUGGGGUUGGAGGGGAAGAGAGCCAGUGAGAGAGCCAGUGAAAAGGGCCCAGCACUGAAGGCCUCCAGCAGUGCGGGGAACUUGGGAGUCCUGAUUCCUGUAAUUGCCGUGCUUACUCGGAGAUUACCACCUAUCAAGGAGGCAAAACCAAGGCUUCAGAAACUCUUCAGGGACUUCUGGCUGUAUUCUGUUCUGAUGGGAUUUGCUGUGGAAGGAUCAGGACUCUGGCCCGAGGAGUGGUAUGAGGGAGUUUGUGAAAUUGCUACAAAGUCUCCUCUGUUAACGUUCCCAAGCAAGGAGCCUCUACGUUCUGUCCUUCAGUACAACUCUGCCAUGAAGAAUGACACCGUGACACCAGCAGAACUAAAUGAGCUGCGAAGCACUAUCAUUAACCUGCUGGACCCUGCUCCAGAGGUGUCCGCGCUCAUCAACAAAUUAGAUUUUGCGAUGUCCACUUACCUGCUCUCUGUUUACCGCCUGGAACACAUGAGGGUCCUGCACUCCACUGAUAAGGAUCGAUUCCAGGUCAUGUUCUUUUACUUUGAAGACAAAGCUAUCCAGAAAGAUAAAUCAGGGAUGAUGCAGUGCGUGGUUGCAGUAGCAGAUAAAGUAUUUGAUGCUUUUUUGGCUGUGAUGGCCGAUAAGCCCAAGACUAAGGAGAACGAAGAGGAACUGGAACGCCACGCACAGUUCCUCUUGGUGAAUUUCAAUCACAUCCACAAGCGUAUCAGACGUGUGGCCGACAAGUACUUGUCAGGACUGGUGGACAAGUUUCCUCACUUGCUGUGGAGCGGGACUGUGUUGAGAACAAUGCUGGACAUCCUGCAGACCCUUUCCCUGUCACUCAGCGCAGACAUUCACAAGGACCAACCAUACUACGACAUUCCAGAUGCGCCAUACAGAAUAACUGUUCCUGAUACUUAUGAGGCCAGAGAGAGCAUAGUGAAGGACUUUGCUGCUCGCUGUGGAAUGAUCCUGCAGGAAGCUAUGAAGUGGGCACCUUCAGUGACCAAAUCCCAUUUACAGGAAUACCUGAACAAACACCAGAACUGGAUGUCUGGCCUCUCUCAGCACACGGGACUCGCCAUGGCUACUGAAAGUAUUUUGCAUUUUGCUGGUUACAACAGACACAACACAACUCUUGGGUCUCCAGCUUCCUAUGGCCAGGCUACUCAACUAACUGAGCGCCCAGCCUGUGUGAAGAAAGAUUAUUCCAACUUCAUGGCUUCUCUGAACCUGCGCAAUCGCUAUGCUGGAGAGGUUGCUGGCAUGAUUGAAUUUUCCGACGCUACAGGCCAGACAUCGGACCUGAACAAGCUGAUGCUGAAACGCUUGAAUUAUGCUUUAGAAUCAGGAAAACCGGAGGAAUACACGCAGGUUAUGUUCAAACUUACAGCCAUGCUGAUCAGUAGCAAGGAAUGUGAUCCGCAGCUUCUACACCAUUUGUGCUGGGCUCCCUUGCGUAUGUUCACUGAUCAUGGCAUGGAGACGGCCAUUGCCUGUUGGGAGUGGCUGCUGGCAGCUAAAAAUGGAAUUGAAGUACCGUUCAUGCGAGAGAUGGCUGGUGCAUGGCAGAUGACGGUAGAACAGAAGCUUGGACUUUUCUCAGUUGAGCAGAAGGAGGCAGAUCCCCUGGCCGCCUCUGAGCAAAGCCAACCUCAUCCCUGUCCCCCAGAAGUGAUCCCACAUUACAUAUGGAUUGAUUUUCUAAUGCAGAGGUUCGAAAUUGCAAAAUAUUGUAGCUCAGAUCAAGUGGAAAUCUUCUCUAGCCUCCUCCAGCGCUCCCUUUCCUUGAACAUUGGGGGGUCCAAGGGAAGCCUUAACCGGCAUGUGGCUGCGAUUGGACCAAGAUUCAAACUGCUGACUCUUGGGCUGUCUCUGUUACAUGCCGAUGUUGUUCCAAACGCUACUAUCCGCAAUGUCCUCAGAGAGAAAAUCUACUCCACAGCGUUUGACUACUUCAGCUGUCCUCCUAAAUGCCCAACACAGCCAGAGAAGCAGCUACGAGAGGACAUCACCAUUAUGAUAAGGUUCUGGACUGCUAUGUUCUCUGACAAGAAGUAUCUAACAGCCAAUCAGCUGGUGCCCCCUGAUAAUCUGGACCCCUCUGUAAACAGCUUGUCUGUAAUGUCUGAUGUCAACCGUAGCACUUUAGAUGUAACAGUUGGGUCCCGUCAACAAACGGCCCAGGGUUGGAUUAACACAUAUCCUCUGUCCAGUGGUAUGUCUACGAUCUCCAAGAAAUCAGGUGUGACAAAGAAAUCAAACAGAGGAACCCAGCUGCAUAAAUACUAUAUGAAGAGGAGGACACUGCUGCUCUCCCUUCUGGCCACUGAAAUUGAAUGUCUGACCACUUGGUACAAUCCAUUGUCCUCCCCAGAGCUAGAACUGGAUCAGACAGGAGAGAAUAGUGUGGCCAACUGGAGAUCCAAAUAUAUGAGCCUGAGUGAGAAGCAAUGGAAAGACAAUGUGGACCUUGCAUGGAGCAUCUCGCCUCACCUGGCCGUUCAGCUGCCUGCAAGGUUUAAAAAUAAUGAGGCUAUUGGUGGGGAAGUGACCCGCCUGGUGAGGCUGGACCCUGGAGCUGUAAGUGAUAUACCAGAAGCAAUCAAGUAUCUGGUAACCUGGCAUACGAUAGAUGCCGAUGCUCCGGAGCUCAGUUACAUCCUGUGUUGGGCUCCAACUGACCCACCCACUGGACUAUCUUACUUCUCCAGCAUGUACCCUCCACACCCUCUCACUGCCCAGUAUGGAGUCAAAGUACUACGAUCAUUCCCACCGGAUGCUAUUCUUUUCUACAUUCCCCAAAUUGUGCAAGCACUGAGGUAUGACAAGAUGGGUUACGUACGGGAAUACAUUCUGUGGGCAGCUGCCAAGUCACAGCUUCUGGCUCACCAGUUUAUUUGGAAUAUGAAGACCAACAUUUUCCUGGAUGACGAAGGACACCAAAAAGACCCUGACAUUGGGGAUCUGCUAGAGCAGCUGGUGGAGGAGAUCACUGGAUCACUAUCGGGACCAGCCAAAGAGUUCUAUCAGAGAGAGUUUGAUUUCUUCAACAAGAUAACCAACGUAUCUGCUAUUAUUAAGCCAUUCCCUAAAGGUGAUGAGAGGAAAAAAGCCUGUCUGCAUGCCUUGUCCGAAGUGAAAGUGCAGCCAGGAUGUUAUCUGCCAAGUAAUCCAGAAGCAAUUGUGUUAGAUAUCGAUUACAAGUCUGGAACACCCAUGCAGAGUGCUGCGAAGGCCCCUUAUUUGGCAAAGUUCAAAGUGAAGCGAUGUGGAGUUAGCGAGCUGGAGAAGGAAGGUCUUCGCUGCCGGUCGGACUCUAUCGACGAGAGUGAAGAAGAAGGGGGAGACAAAAAGAUAUGCUGGCAGGCGGCCAUCUUUAAAGUGGGGGAUGACUGUAGGCAGGACAUGCUGGCUCUACAGAUCAUAGAUCUGUUCAAAAAUAUUUUUCAACUUGUCGGGCUUGACCUCUUUGUCUUUCCAUACAGAGUUGUGGCAACAGCUCCUGGAUGUGGGGUCAUUGAGUGCAUUCCAGACUGCACCUCUCGAGAUCAGCUGGGUCGUCAGACCGACUUUGGCAUGUAUGACUACUUUACACGCCAGUAUGGAGAUGAGUCUACUCUUGCUUUCCAGAAGGCUCGAUAUAACUUUAUACGCAGCAUGGCAGCCUACAGCCUGUUGCUUUUCCUGCUGCAGAUUAAAGACCGACACAAUGGCAACAUCAUGCUGGAUAAGAAGGGUCAUAUCAUCCACAUUGAUUUUGGCUUCAUGUUCGAAAGUUCUCCUGGUGGUAAUCUUGGUUGGGAGCCAGACAUCAAGCUGACUGAUGAAAUGGUGAUGAUUAUGGGUGGCAAGAUGGAAGCCACACCAUUCAAAUGGUUCAUGGAGAUGUGUGUGCGGGGUUACCUGGCUGUGAGACCAUACAUGGAUGCGGUGGUGUCCCUGGUCACGCUCAUGCUGGACACUGGAUUGCCUUGCUUCCGUGGGCAGACUAUCAAGCAGCUGAAGCACCGGUUCAGCGCCAACAUGACUGAGAGAGAAGCAGCAAGUUUCAUUGUGAAAAUCAUUCAAAACUGCUUCCUCAGCAACAGGAGCAAAGCUUAUGACAUGAUCCAGUACUAUCAGAAUGACAUCCCAUACUAAGGUUCUUGGAAACCUAUGCACCCUUUUCCAGUCCGGCUUUAGUCCUUCCGUCUGUGUAGCUGCUGUGUUUCGUCUUCCGCUUGAAGAUCCAUGAAGAUGCCUGCAGUAAAGUGAAGAAAGGUGGAGGCAUGUGGACCAUCAGCUACAGAGAUUCAAUUGCAUUUCCUGUAAAGCUGCCCCAAGCUGAAAUUCUGCACACUGAGACUCGGUUUAUUUUAUUGGUGGGUACAGACACUGUAUUGUACAAACCCAUUUGUAUUUAUGAGUUGGAGCCCUGUCCUUUUUGCACUUUAUGUUGUGGUAUAUAUUUUCUUCUUGUUUCCUCUACAUAAAGGCAGGAUGCUAAUUAUUCAGAACUUUAUUCUUGGGGUUCCUGCUUGGACUUUGCACUGCACCCUGAAUACGAUGGACUUGCUUCACACAGUAUAGAUGAAGAAAGUGGCUUCCCUUUAGUGUGUACAAACUCUGUUGAAAAUGUAUUUAAUCUGUGAAAUGUAAUUAAACAAAUCAAUGAUAUUUUCAGAGCGUGAGACUUGUAUGACAAAGAAAAUAAAUAGAAAUCUGUAAUGGGAGAGCUUCAGAGGAUGUUACAUGUCUUGCAUUUCUCUGGUUUUAUCUUACUUGUGAGAUGUUUUUAUCUGUUCAUAAGGAUUAAAUGUAUAUUAUGAUUA